This is a messenger RNA of Acaromyces ingoldii, 715 nucleotides long. RefSeq lists its product as hypothetical. Bases 17 to 637 code for a protein of 206 amino acids. The record is from RefSeq and is a predicted model, not a curated record. The transcript is spliced from 2 exons. Gene Ontology annotation, molecular function: catalytic activity. Lineage: Eukaryota; Fungi; Basidiomycota; Exobasidiomycetes; Exobasidiales; Cryptobasidiaceae.
GAUUUUGGACUCAUCGAUGUGGUCGGGCUGCCUCAACGUGCUCGGCCUCGGGAGCGGCAAGGGCAAGGAGGAGGGCCUCCUCAGCGAUCCGCAGCUGAGCAAGGAGACGGCAAAGUGCGUCUUUUGCAACCCUACGCCGGAAAAGGGCUUCGACAUUGUCCUGGAGGAGGAGCGCUUCAUCGCCUUUCGAGACCGCGACCCGGCCGCGGCCCACCACCUCCUGGCCAUUCCGCGAGAGCACAUCACCAACGUCAAGUCGCUCAGGGGGGAGCCAGGCGCAAAGCUCGUCGAGGAGCUCCAUCGAUUCGGGACACGAGCGCUGGCAAAGGUCAUGCAUCCGAUAGAUGUCGCUCGUUCUCACGACAACGACGCCCUGGGCAAAGACUUGUCGCCAGCGUCUUCACCAGAGACCCGCUAUGGCUUCCAUAUCCCUCCUUUCCGGAGCGUAGAGCACCUCCAUCUCCACUGCCUUGCCCUUCCCUUUCGCUCGCCGUACAGAGCAUUGAAGUACCGUGUGGCCCCUGGUGACCCCAACGCCAGACCACCACAGCACAAGGGCUGGUCCUGGUUCGUCACCGCGGUCCAGACGAUUGCCAUCCUCCGCGAUGGCGGCACAGUCAAGGUCGGAGCCUGCUAGAUUGUCAUUUGCAUGUACUAUUAUUAUAAACAUGUAGUCUUCUUCUCUUUCAAUUCGAUGAACUAAUGACCCUAGUAC